AAUCCAAUCUCUUUCAUAUCGUUUGAACUUGUAGAAUUGUCAAAGAACUGUUUCAUCCGUAUGUCUUCAGACAACGACUACGACAAGCUCACGAAGGAAGAAAGAGAGGCCCGCGAUAAGGCAGAUAGGGAACGUGAGGUGGCCGAACAGGCAGCUCUCCCAUACACAUGGAAGCAAGAAUUGGGUGAAGUCGAUAUUACCGUUCCUGUUCCGAAAGGGACGCGAGCCAGGGAUUUAGUUGUUGUCAUUCAGAAGAAGAAACUUAGCGUUGGUCUCAAGGGUUUGGAAAGUAUCAUGGAAGGCGAGCUCUGCAAGGAGAUCAAACUCGAAGAUAGCACAUGGACACUCGAAGAUCAGCAGUCUCUUCUUAUUCAUCUCGAGAAGCUGAAUAAACAGCAGUGGUGGGACAAUAUCCUCACCCAUCACCCGAAGAUCGACACCCGCAAGAUUCAGCCAGAAAACAGUAAGCUCAGCGACCUUGAUGGAGAAACUAGGGGUAUGGUCGAAAAGAUGAUGUUCGACAACCAACAGAAGCAAAUGGGAAAACCAACCUCAGACGAGCUGAAGAAGAUGGAGGCAUUGAAGAAGUUUCAAGCCGCACAUCCUGAACUCGACUUCUCGAACGCCAAGAUCUCAUAAACACCAUCUGGUGUGAUGAGAGUGUCAGGUUUCAUAUUACACCCGCCCAUGUAUAUCAAGGAAGUUCUACAGAUGUGAAUAACACGGGGUAUAGCAAUUAUCUCACCGUCUCUCUCCAAAUGCAAACCCUACGUUUC
Suillus clintonianus is the source of this 776-nucleotide messenger RNA. RefSeq names its product nuclear movement protein nudC. Lineage: Eukaryota; Fungi; Basidiomycota; Agaricomycetes; Boletales; Suillaceae. Gene Ontology annotation, biological process: protein folding. The transcript is spliced from 7 exons. The record is from RefSeq and is a predicted model, not a curated record. The coding region runs from base 61 to 639 and encodes 192 amino acids. Gene Ontology annotation, cellular component: cytoplasm.